Molecule: messenger RNA, 2215 nt
Organism: Oreochromis niloticus (Nile tilapia)
Lineage: Eukaryota; Metazoa; Chordata; Actinopteri; Cichliformes; Cichlidae
Gene: cldn8.1
Product: claudin 8.1
Exons: 1
Coding region: 151-936 (261 amino acids)
Cellular component (GO): bicellular tight junction; membrane
Molecular function (GO): structural molecule activity
Source: RefSeq, a predicted model, not a curated record
GAGGAGGGUGUACAGGUGAACAUGAACCUGCUCCUCCUCCAUCGGGAUGCAAAGCCACUCCACAGAGAAAACCUACUGCUUCCUACAGCAGUCACACUUUGUCCGCACACUAUUGCACUUCUGAGCUCGGAUGAGUAAGUGAAGAACAGGAUGGCAAACUCAGCACUGGAGAUUGUGGGUCUUUUAGUAUCCCUAAUCGGGCUGAUCGGGGCAGCAGCAACUACAGGAAUGCCUAUGUGGCGCGUCACAGCUUUCAUUGGAGACAAUAUCAUUGUGUUUGAGACUCUGUUUGAGGGCUUGUGGAUGAAUUGCUACCAACAGGCAAGCUUCAGGAUGCAGUGUAAAGUGUACGACUCUCUCCUGGCCCUGACUCCUGACCUGCAGGCGGCAAGGGGGCUGAUGUGCUGCUCUCUGGCACUGAGUGGUCUUGGUGUGCUGAUCAGUCUGAUAGGCAUGCAGUGCACAUCAUGCAUCCAAAACAAUGAUCGAGCUAAGCGGCUGGUUCUCAUCAUUGCUGGUAGCAUGAUCAUAUUGGGUUGCUUCUGUGUCCUCAUCCCCGUCUCCUGGACGGGUCACGUCAUCAUCACUAACUUCUACAACCCCUUGCUGAUCGAUGCCCAGCGGAGAGAGCUUGGAGCAGCUCUCUACAUUGGCUGGGUAACUUCGGCUUUCUUGUUUGCUGGAGGAUGCAUUUUUAUUUGCUGUAAUAUACAGUCGGAUGACAAAGAUUCAGAGAGGUACCUAUACUCCAAGGCCUCAGACUAUUCGGUCUACCCUCAACAGCCACUACAGCCUCUACAACCUCAACAACUGAUGACGCUUCCCCCCCAACCACGAUCUCAGCCAAUGCUAUCAAGAUACCCAUCGUCUAUCUACAGUUACCAGUCCAGAUAUCCCUCUGUACACAGUGCACACAGUGGGGUCGCGUUUCUGUGAACACUUAUUUUUAUUUUUGUUUUUUUAAUUGAUCGGAAACUAUGCAUUUCAGGUUUAAGAGAAAAUGUGUGUGAACCAAUACACCAUUUCUACUACAUUAUGUGUAUUAAUUAAAUUUUAUACUAACAGCCUUAUAUUUUAUACAAAUGCUUAAAAAUUGUGUACAUUUAUGCUGUAUAUAACAAUUUAAUUCAAUCUUUAACCACUGAAAAUUAUUAAAAAGUUGACUUACUCUAAAACAUGCACUUUGUUAAUGGGACAUGUCAUCUCUGAAAAACAAGAGUAGUUGUAACUACAUUUAAAGCUUAAGAAAUAUUUUUUGAAAUGACUAAACUUUAAACAUGAGCUGUGUCUGAGCUGUGCUGCUAAAAAAGAAAAGUUAAUCAUUACUAAUCAGUUUCAACUAGUAUUCAAAUCAAAAGUAAUAACUAAAUGAUGGCAGGUGUAGAAGUAGUACUAGAAAAGACCAACAAACACAUAACGCUUCAUGUGUGAAAUGAAAAGAAGAAACAGUUUUCAUUUUUUCAUUACCAGGAUUUCACUGGAAAGUAAAUGCCAUCCAUCUAAAAUACCUCCAAAACUAGGACGUUUAUGGUGUUUGCUUAACCAAAAAAAUCCUGAAUCUGUUUAAGUUGGCUGGGUAAAGAGGAAAUAGUUACACAAAAACAAGAUACUGGAUUAAGGAUACUUGUUUAAGGUGUGGCAGCAUAGCCAGAUAGUUACAAAAAAAAGCAGAGCGACAACGGCAUGAUCAUAUGUUCCAAAUUUGCAAGUCACUUUGAAUAGAAAACAAAGCAGACUGUGUUAAACAUUUCUGUCUCUGUUCAAUAGAAUACGACUUCUUAAUCGAACAGGUUGCUUAUUUUCAGUUUUAGUAAGUUCAAAUGUAAACUAUACAACUUGAACUUCAAAAUAAAACAGUAAUUUCACUGCUGUUGGGUAACGCAAAUAUUUGUGACGUAAGGACAAUGUAGUGUUUAUUGUCGCUUGAGGUUUCACGCAAUAAUUUCUGAAGCCAUGAUGAAUACAUGUUGACAAGUUCUGUACAUAAUUUAAACUUAGACAUUUAAACUGUAAGAGACAGAACAAACUGUAUUUGGCCUGUGUUAUGUGAGAUCCCCCUCAUUUCACUAUCCUAAAGGUCAUCUCUGCUCCCCUGUGGACAAUAUAAGAACUACAUGCUCUGUACUAAACUGUACCACAUAUUAAUGUUUGCUUCUAAUUUGUACCACAUAUAAAGAGUAAGAAAACAUGGCAAAUAAUUAAAAUUUAAAAAAAA